GGGAGUGAAGUUUUGGCUCUAGACAACCGCAUGUUGUUAGAUACUAGCAUUAGUGCUGGCCACAAUUUACAACAGAACACAGGAGAUCGGACUGAGGACAGCACAAUCUCCCUGUAUAGGAGCCCAUUGGUAGCAGACAUGGGGUCAUUCCCCAUUGUACUGCUUUGCAUUUUACUCCUGUUCGUUCCAUUGGUCAGAACACAAAAUUUUGUGGGCCUUCCCACUACAGUGACUCUGCCUCAGAGUUCACCCCAAGGGACCCUCGUUUACAAGUUCACCCUUGACAACUGUGGAAGCAACAACCCAACAGUAGCAAUUAAUUCAGUUAGCCCAAGCACCACUUUUUUCAACAACCCAACUUUGACCACUUCUGGUCUCUUAACAUAUGAUCUACAGAUCACUCUAAGCAGCACUGUGGACUUAAACGCAUACAGCGUAAAUCAGUAUACACUGAACAUCACAGCAACCUGUGGAAAUGUCACAAUUGACGGUCAGCUCUUUGUCAAAGUCAGCAGUACAAGCAAUGUACCACAGUGUGUGCCAGGCUUUUCCAGUCAAGCUGGAGAUACAGUACAGGUCUACUCAAAUAUCCCUGCUUCCAGCGUCAUUUACACAGUGGUAUUGCGUCAGCCUAACAAUGCUCCAAUAACAUACACCAUUACACAGCCUGUUUCUUCAGUUUUCACAAUUUCAAGCAAUGGAGAAGUGAUGGUUCCAGCUGCUGGAUUUACCAAUGUAUUAAAAACCUAUCAGCUGAAGAUUCUAGUGGUAGACUCACUUGGAAACAAUUGUACUGGCACCUUGAAUGUGAAUGUGCUACCUGUCACUACCACCUCCAUCAAUAUCACGAUGGCAUCAAAAGCAGUUACCAUCACAGAGAAUGGAGGCCCAAAUUAUUUUGUCACAAUUCUACAGGCUCAAGGCUCAAGUAAUAUUGUAUAUGAGAUGAUAACGCCCACCACUGCCUAUUACAUUCAACCAGGCACAGGGACGAUCCGGACCUCUUAUAACCUGGAUCUGGAGAAGACACCAGGGUUGGCCUUCACCUCUCUGCAAGUGAGGGCUUAUGACAUGUACCAACGCAGCUACAGUGCCACUGCUACUGUGAAUAUCACUGUGCUGGAUGUCAAUGACAUAGCUCCUUCAUGCAGCCCAGCCGUAUUUACAACUGCGGUUCCAGAGACAACACCCAUUAACCAACUACUUGUGAGUUUCACUUGCACAGAUCCAGAUGUGAACAGCACAAAACUCACCUACAGCAUAAUCCCUAAUGCUAACUCUCUGUACUCCUUCCGGAUGUCUGGGUCACAGCUACUGGUUAACCAGACCUUAACCUAUGAUUCUGCUGAAAUGGCCAGUUUAAAUUUCCAGUAUGCAGCCACCGUUGUUGUGAGUGAUGGUGGCUCUCCUCCACUUAUCACCAAUAUUCCUGUGUUUGUCACUGUCACUCCCGUGAAUCAAUACCCCCCUGUGUGCAAUGGACCUUUCGUUUACUCUGUGAAUGAGAAUGCCCCGUUUGGAACUGUUGUCGGUCAGGUGAAUGGCACCGAUGCGGACUACAAGUUUAACAAUGUAGAAUUCAGCAUCCAAGGAGGAACUAAUCCACCUGCCUUUUACAUCAAUCCUCGCAAUGGAGAGGUUCAUCUCCUUGGCCCUCUGGACUAUGAGACUACCACCACCUAUUCACUUAAAAUCCAAGUAGUGGAUCUGAACAAUGACAUCAAACCUGACCCAGAAAACCAAAAGACCACCUUCUGUACCAUAACAAUCAAUGUACAGGAUUAUAAUGACAACCCUCCAUUCUGCACUCCUCCAUAUUACUUAACAACCAUUUACUCCACCCUCAGUACCACAGCCAAUGUCCAGUCCCUGAAUUGCAAGGACAAUGAUGUCACUUCAGUGCUGACCUACACCAUCGUUGGUGGUGACACUAAUAAUCGUUUUUAUAUGAAUGGUAACAGUGUAAGACACAACCCUUUCUCCUACAACAACAAUGGUAUUAACGAUCCUUUGACAUUUGAACUCCUGGUCCUGGUGACAGACAGCACUAACCCCCCUCAGUACAGUACUACGGCAACUGUGAUUGUUAAUGUAGUUCCGUGGACUACUACACAACCUACCACUACGUCAACUACCACGACUCCACAAAAACAAACAAGGAUUGUGUAUGGGACAGUGACAUACUGGCAACCUGACGUUUGGUUUAUGGUGGUCCUGACAAUCACAGGUUUGCUCCUUCUUGGAGGCCUUGCACUGCUAGCCUGGAAAUUAACUAAAGGAUGCACAAUCUGUUCUUCUGGUGCACAAGAGGCAACACAACCAUUACUGAAAGACAGUUCCCUUACAGGUGUGGAUCGAGCAGCAGAGGUGCCUAAAGAUCCACCACCGGAGCAACCACCAAACAAGGAGAAAAAAGACAUUGCCCCACUUAGCCCUCUGAGCUUGCAAUUUGAUGGCAGAGCUCAAGAUCCAGUUACGGGAAGAGAAUAUCUUUUCAACAGUCACACUGGGGAGAGGCGCUGGCUGUGACAAUGAACCAGGAGUUUGGGAACCUUCUGCACUUUACUUACAUAUAAAUGUUUGCCACCCUAAUGUUCAACGGUUGUAUUUACCCCUUAUUGAGCUGCUGUUAUUGAUCUACAAUCUUCAUUCAAAGAUUAUUGUAUUGUAUUAUAAUUAUUGUAUUAGUAUUGUAUUUUUUACACUUAGGGGCAGAUUUAUUAAGGGUCGAAU
Xenopus laevis (African clawed frog) is the source of this 2733-nucleotide messenger RNA. RefSeq names its product cadherin related family member 4 L homeolog (gene cdhr4.L). The record is from RefSeq and is a predicted model, not a curated record. Bases 31 to 2529 code for a protein of 832 amino acids. Gene Ontology annotation, molecular function: calcium ion binding. NCBI's taxonomy places the organism in Eukaryota, Metazoa, Chordata, Amphibia, Anura, Pipidae. The transcript is spliced from 20 exons. Gene Ontology annotation, biological process: homophilic cell-cell adhesion; cell-cell adhesion; cell adhesion. Gene Ontology annotation, cellular component: cell-cell junction; membrane; plasma membrane.